AUGGCGGCGGCGGGCGGCAGGAGGGGCAAGGCCCCGCGCGGAGCGGCACGGCGGCGCCCGCGAGCGGCGGUCCCGGGCACCGAGGGAAGGCCGCAUGCGGCUGCCGGCCGACCCAUCGAUGAGGAGGUGUCCAGCGACUCAGAGCCGGAGAGUCCGUCGUUGGGGCGGCGGCGACGGCGGGAGGCAGCGGAGGAGGAGGUGGAGGAAACGCCGCAGGAAAAGAAGCUGCGUCUGGCCAAGCUGUACCUGGAGGAGCUCCGCCAGCACGAAGAGGAGCGGGCAGCGGAGGAGGAGGAGGAAGAGGCUCUGCCGACGGAUCUCAUCGGUGACCGGCUAAAGGAGGACGUGCUCGAGCAGAAGGGGCGGCUGCAGCGCCUGGUCGCUAAAGAUGUGCAGACUCCAGAUCCGGCUAGCAUCCGUGUGCUGCGGGGGCACCAGCUGCCUGUCACCUGCCUGGUCAUCUCUCCCGAUGAUAGGUUCAUCUUUUCCGCUUCCAAGGAUGGCUCCCUGAUCAAAUGGGAGGUGGAAAGUGGGAAGAGGCUGUGUGUGGUCCCUGGAGCAAAGAAGGGCACUGAGGAGCGGCACAUGGGGCAUGCAUCCCACGUCCUCUGCAUGGCUAUCUCAUCAGAUGGCAAGUACCUGGCCACAGGAGACAGGAACAAGCUGAUCAUGAUCUGGGAUGCAGCCACCUGCAAGCGCCUGCACAUCUUCACUGGACACCGUGAUGCCGUUUCGGGUCUGUCCUUCCGGAAGGGCACACACCAGCUGUAUAGUGCUUCCCAUGACCGCUCCGUUAAGGUCUGGAAUGUGGCAGAGAACGCAUAUGUGGAGACCCUGUUUGGGCACCAGGAUGUCAUUACGGGGCUAGAUAGCCUGAGCCGGGAGUGCUGCGUGACAUCAGGGGGAAGGGAUGGCUCUGUGCGGCUCUGGAAGAUCCCUGAGGAGUCACAGCUCGUGUUUUCUGGGCACCAGGGUUCCAUUGACUGUAUCCAGCUCAUCAACGAGGAGCACAUGGUGUCAGGUGCCGAUGAUGGGUCUAUAGCUUUGUGGGGGCUGACAAAGAAGAAGCCACUGGCUUUAGUCCGGCAAGCACACGGCAUGCAGGGCAACCAGGACCUUCAGCAGCCAUACUGGAUCUCAGCAGUGGCUGCCCUGCGCAGCAGUGACCUCCUGGCUACAGGCUCCCACAGUGCCAGCGUGAAACUCUGGAAGUGCAGUGAGGGAUUUCGGAAGCUGGAGCCACUAUGGGACAUCCCCUUGGUGGGUUUUGUCAACAGCCUCAAGUUCUCAUCAGCAGGUGACUUCCUAGUGGCUGGCCUCGGGCAGGAACACCGGCUUGGCCGGUGGUGGAGAAUCAAAGAAGCCAAAAACAGCAUCUGCAUCAUCCCCCUGAAGCGGAGAGCAGCACCCCCUAGCCCCAAACCCCCUGAUAGCUUCCAGUGCCCUACCUCUGGAGCUGCUGGAGCCAGUCACUAA
Messenger RNA from Indicator indicator, 1476 nucleotides. It is a transcript of the gene RRP9, whose product is annotated as ribosomal RNA processing 9, U3 small nucleolar RNA binding protein. Gene Ontology annotation, molecular function: protein binding; snoRNA binding. Gene Ontology annotation, cellular component: small-subunit processome. Bases 1 to 1476 code for a protein of 491 amino acids. NCBI's taxonomy places the organism in Eukaryota, Metazoa, Chordata, Aves, Piciformes, Indicatoridae. The record is from RefSeq and is a predicted model, not a curated record. The transcript is spliced from 15 exons.